This is a messenger RNA of Vitrella brassicaformis, 2233 nucleotides long. Lineage: Eukaryota; Vitrellaceae. The record is from the annotation of a GenBank genome assembly.
CACUCACCAGGUAGUGGAUGCUCAAGUGCUGACACAUCAGACAGACAGACGACAGACAGGCAGACAGAAAGACAGGCAGGCAGGCAGGCAGGCAGGCUGACAGAGACAUGGCAACGAUGGCGAGAAGGAGAGGAGCUUGCCUGGAACUCCUCUCCCGGGUUGAAGUACGGGGGGCCGAUUUGUCGAGGCCCGAGCAGCUGUAGUCUGUCAGCUUGGACACAAAGACGAGAACAGCUGCACAAAGAGACAGCAGCGACACAGCCCCUAAUUCCCCCUCCCCCACCCACUUCAUUGCAUUGCAUGCAUGUCCUUCUCCCUACCUGUAGGGCCCUGCUCGUGUCGUCCAUCUCGUGGUUCUGCUUAGUGUCCCACUCCCCCAUCACACCUGGGCGAUGUAGAACCUCCCGUCGUGCUCGUCAUAACACAGGCAGUAGGUCUUGGGGUGCGUCGUCCUGGUCGACGCCAGCACACAGAUCCUGCCCUUGGCGAGUCCGUCGGCGAUUUGUGAGGCCAGGAGCUUGCGGAAGGUGACUUUGAGGAAGGUGCUGGUGCUGGCCGAUGGUGAUGGUCUGAAUGCGGUUGUACCCACCGGCCACCUGAAACAAGUAUGAGAGACAAAGCACGGAGGCCCCAUGUGUUCGUACGCCAACCUACCGGUGAGCUUAAUGCCGUGGGGGAAAGCUGAAGGCGUUGCGUCGCGUUGCUCUUCCGGGCUCAAACCCGGAAGAGCCCGGAAGAGAGGUCCGUAAGGAGAGUGGUAUCGCGUUCUCUGGGGCGAUCACUGAUUGAGCGAGUCGCGAAGCGGCAAAGGCCGUGAUGGACACUGACGGCCAGCAGCAGCAGCAGGCCACGGCAUGCCACACCGCACACAGCAUAGAUCUGGAGGCCUUCGCACAGCGCUGCGGCCAAAUCGUAAUACUUGAUGCACCAGACAAACCACUGGCACGCACACAUCCUCAUUGUUUCCUCUCUCUGCGUGGUGUGGCGGUAUGACAUCAGCUGGAGGGGAGGUGAGGAAGAUGCGCUGACUCUCAAACCACUCGACACCUGACGAAGGACGACAGGUGCGUGCGGUUUGGCUACCAGUGCCGAUGGUGUGUGUUGGGCUGUAUGUUUGCCUGUCAGGUCGGGCCAUCAAUUGAUGCGUAGAAUGAGUUGCAGAGGGGACGAUGUGGGGGUACCACGACGGCGGGAUGCUCUCAUGUGUGGGCGCUGUGGGGUGGACUAAGUAAGCUGCAUCGCUCGUGGAUAAAUGCCUGUGCUGGACUUGUACAGACACACAUGAGGACCGAACGUUGAGCUCCCUACGUAUCAGCCCCCCAACAUAUGCAGCGACACGUGCGUCCAGACCAACCACACACCACUCAUACCGUCUUUCUGGCUGUCUCACAAUCUGUCUAUCGGACAAGGUCUUCCCCGCUCUCAAUCAUGGGCUGCCCCAUCCCCUCCAGUCGCUUCUUCUCCCUCUCCCUCGCCUCAGCCAGCAGCUCCUUAUCGAGCCCCAUGGUGCGGUAAUACUCGUGCAUGGUCAUCUUCUUGGCCAUCGCCACCCACGACCGCAUGCUUGAGCCACUCGCCCACAUUAUACUUGGCCACCUUGCCGGCGCGGGACAGCUGGUACUGCCAGUCGGGCUGCAUCAACACGGCCUCAUCGGGACCUGGACGCACUCUAACACACACAGAUGGAGAGAGAGAGACCAACAUUCCUUGGUAAGCUCCGACUGUGUGUCUGUUGUCCUAGUCCGUGUGUGUGUGUACCUCAUGGCAUAGACGAAGCCAAGAUUGAAGAUGGGCACGACUUGAAGAGGGGUGAUUGACAUCCCCCCGGCACCAGACACUUGAAGGCAGCCACACGGUUCGCCAGGCUGUCGGGCCGCCUGAUCUGGUAGGUAAUGUCCGCAUAGAGAGGAACCGAUUCAUCCGCAGGAGGCACCGGGCGCCCCAUGCAGUGAGCACAACGCCAGUGCCGAUGUAGAUGGAGGGCGCCACAUACUCGUGCUGGAUGGCCCGUAGCAGGCCCUGGAUGUUGCGCCGGAUGACGUGCCUGUCAGUGGUCUCCCCAGGCCGCUGCGGCGGCUCCACCAGCAUCGAUGCGUCGCUCUCCAUCGCCCAGAAAUUCGGGACUCAGCAAAGCUACGAGCGAGGCACGCUCUUGCCCAAAGUUCGUGUUCUGUCCGUAAUUGGGGCCGAGCGAGACUUUGUCUGACAGACCCACGAAACCAAUCGAGGUGAG